Messenger RNA from Plasmodium cynomolgi strain B, 2534 nucleotides. Its product is annotated as origin recognition subunit. Gene Ontology annotation, cellular component: nucleus; nuclear origin of replication recognition complex. The record is from RefSeq and is a predicted model, not a curated record. The transcript has a single exon. Gene Ontology annotation, biological process: DNA replication. Gene Ontology annotation, molecular function: DNA replication origin binding. The annotation marks the transcript as partial. NCBI's taxonomy places the organism in Eukaryota, Apicomplexa, Aconoidasida, Haemosporida, Plasmodiidae.
AUGAUGCAGAGCAUCCAGGUUAAUUCACCCAAGAAAGUGGUGCGGAUGCAAGGAGGAAGUGACGAAGAUGAAGAAAACGAAAAAGAAGAAUAUCUCAUCACCAAUCUUACCGAAAGCAAUAAAAACAUGCCUAGUCUUAUAGUUCGUAUUCCGAGCAACAUGAACAAAUUUUUAAGUAAAGAGGAAGUAAAAAUCAACUUUAAUGAAGAUAUUAAACUGCCUAAUAAAAAGGGGAGCAAAAUGUUGCGCUCCUUUAAGAUGGAGCCAUCUGCAACAGGCAGCUGUGAGGAAGUGAGUGAGAAGACCAUGGAAAAUACCUAUGGGAGUCCCGAUGUCAAAGUGGACAGUACGUACCAGUCGGACGGGACAGGUGGAGGGGCUACCCCUAGGAACGGGUUGGUCCGCGGAGGGGGCAGCGGUGAAGGCGGUGAAAACGGUGAUAGCGACGAAAGCGACGAAAGCGACGAAAGCGGCGAUGAUGAUGAGGAAGACCAGGAGGACGAUGAAAUGAGUGAGGGACUCAUCAAGUCAUUCAAACAGAACUACGUGGAGAAGCACCAAACGAACGCUUGCAAUGAAAGCCUUACCUUCCUAAGAGAUCACACAAAAAAUGAACUAGAAUAUUUUCUUCAAAAAAAAAAACUACACAGUUCAUACGAAAUGAAAAUAAAUGACAUUAUUAACAUCGACUAUGAUAAGCUGAACGAGAAAAAUAUCAUCCCAUACUUCUUAACGAACAUGUUCGAUGCAGAACAGAAGAAGAAGAGAGAGAAGUUGAAGCAGCUGUUGGAGGCCAAGCGGAAGUCCAUGUUGGAGAGAUCAAAGAGGAGGUAUAACAACCAAAUGGAGAAGGGGGUCGCGGGGCGCCAGAAGGGAAAGCCCAGGCCCAGCUCGAAGGGGAGCAAACCGACGAAGGGGGAGAAGCUGCACAGCGCGAAGUUGAAAAAGGAGAAGGGUGCAAACGGAAAGGGGCGCCAAGAGGACGACGCUGCUGACGACGAAAAUGACGACGCUGACGAUGAAAACGACGAAGCGAAGGAUGAAAACGACGACGCGGAGGACGAAGACGAAGACGUUGAAGACGACGCGUACGAGCCUCUCCCAAAGGGCGGCAAGCGGAAAAACAAGCAGGGGGCGAAGCUAGUCGGGUUAAAGGACAAAAGGACGCGCACCGAAGAGGGAGACAAGCAGGAGGACUCAUACCUGGACGACUUUGAUAAAGAAGCUGACUUAGACGCUGACGUAGACGCUGAUGUAGACGCUGAUGUGAACAUUUACAACGACCCGACGCUGUACGGAAUCGAAGGCAGCAGUGAUUACACGGAGGGGCUAAAGAGCGACCUAGAAAACUCCCAAGAAGAAGAAGAAGCAAAGGAUCAACAACAGAUGGGGAGCAUUCCAAAGGCACAGAAAAAAAAAAAAAAUGUAGAGCAAGUAGCAGAGGAAGAAGAAAAAAUAGAUGAUAUAAUAGACACAGAAACGCAAAAAUUAAUCUCCUAUGAUUACUAUUCCAGUAUAAAUAUAAAAGAAGUAGUAAAGCCGAGUUAUAAAAUAAAAUCAUUAACCCCCUUUAUUCCCAUUGAGGAAAAUAUUGACAAUUUAGAUCAUGUCCAAAAAUUGCAAUACCUUAUUAAAAACCUCCCCCACACACAUAUAAAAGAGAAAAGGUCUCUAUACCACUACAACAUAAAGCAGUUUAUCAAAUGGAAAGUCUAUCUAAUGAAUAAUAUAAAUAUUUGCCUUUACGGAGUAGGGUCAAAAUAUCAUUUACUCAACCUGUUUUGCAAUAUAUGCCUAAAUGACGGGAACAAAUGUAUUGUGCUAGGGUUCGAAGAAGAAAUAAACUUUGAAGAAAUUCUAACACGCAUAUUGGAGUACCACUAUAAAUACAAAACAUCCAAAAAUUUAAAGUCAUUUGAUUUGCUAUACGAAUUAAUCCACAAAGUUAAUGAAGCUAAUGUACCCCUUUAUUUUGUUAUACAUAAUAUAGAUAACGUAAAAUUAUACCCCUACUAUGAAUAUUUUUCUUUUAUGAGUCAAUAUGAUAAUAUUCACUUUGUUUGUUCUAUUGAUGAUGUUUCCUUUGAACUCAACAUGAACUUUAAGAAUAUCAGCUCGAUUAAUUUCCACUAUGUGAAAUGCCACACGUGGUUAGACUAUCGUCAUGAAAUUUUGAGACAGUGGAAUAAAUUCCUCCCUGAAUGGGUGUUCAAUAAAAAGUGUGAGGAGGUAGACAUGAAGAAGAACAUAGAAACUAUAUUAAACGCGCUUAGUAUAAAUCAUAAGAGACUCUUUAAAAUCAUUGCAUCGAUCCAGUUGGAAAAUCUGGAAAAGGGUAUCUACGGGGUGGAGAAGGAGUCCUUGCUCCAGGACAAGCGAAUAUUUACCGUCGGAGCUUCCAGCAUCAGGAUAAACUCCCUUCUUGUCGAAUUCGUGUCCCACAAUGUUAUCACCGAAACGAGGCUCAAGGAGGGUAAUACCUUCCUCAAAAUAAAUGCAGAUAAGGAGGAGCUCAAGAGGGUCGCCGAGCAGUU